AUGAUGGCAACAACCUCCGGCCCACAUCGGGAUAUCGAUGACAGCCAAACCGACAACACAAGCACUGGCACCGCCAGACCAGCAGCCGAGGCUGACGAGCCGAACACUCGCACUAGCUCCACGCUUUCCAGACAAUUGAAUCAAGAAUGCGACGAUCUCUUGUCCGAAAUUGACGCCUAUUCAGCCCUGGUGGCAUCCACACUCCGCAAUCCGCAAUUGGUUGAGGUGCGCCAAUUCCGCACGAAUGUGAACGCCGAAUCAAAGAUCCUCCAGAGGAUGGGAAAGCAAAUUCAAGCAGCCGUGGAGACUGGCCCGUGCUCUGCUGAUCCAGACACUGAGAUGCGUCUGGUGCACGCCUUGCGUUCGUCCAAUUUGCCGUUUUACCAAGCUGUGUGGAGGAUUACGAAGGGGUCCUGUACUGGCCUGGUUGGUCUUGGGAGGAGAUUCUACUGGGAAGGUGAAUCAAAAGCGACGGUGCGCGAGAAGAUGAAGAAAGUUGGCUCACAGCCUGAGAAGCCACCCAACAAGGAUAAGCGCAAGAGCGCCUUUGUCGACAUUGUUGCCGAUGACGGACAGGAGUGGGUGAAAGUCUCCACGGUUUCUGAGAAUCGUUUGUUAUUCGAGAUGGCGGAGAAGGGAUGGGAGUGUGAUACUGAUAGCGAGGAAGAGUGGUCCGAGGAUGGAAAAGGACGGACUGUGCUACAGCAUUCGGACGACGAUGAAGACGACGAUGAAAUGGAGCUCAUCAAACUCGCCCGAGACCUGAGAAGAGCUGCCAAUUCUACACGAGUGAGGUACGGGCACCCUCGGCUACGUAUUGUGAUACCAAAGAUUGAAGAGGGAAGUGUUCCCGCGAUUGAUUCCAUCUUGACACAAAUGCGGAGCUUUGGCGUUAAAGUCGAGUGCCAGCAAAGUUUACCAGAACCUACUGGCACUGGACUGGUCCAUCUACUGCCUCAACCCUUCAAGAAUUUCACAUCUACCUUGAAUGUCGACUGUACGAUCCUGCUAGCCUUGGUGUCCGACCUUUCACAUAUCAAGGACAUUGUCCCAGCUUUCCAGCUUCAUCCAGCCAUCCUUCGACAGAUUGAAGUCGAAAAAGAAAAGCCACUGUUGCCUUCCGAGCUCUGGCCAGCCAUGAGUGCCCGUGAACUGGUUGCCACUUCGGAGGCUGCAACACGUUUCAGGGAAAUUGUUGAGACCAUCGGUACAGACACAGAGAAAACACGCACCCGGUUGCUGUUGGGAGAGCAGCCUUAUGAAAACCUCGGCCAUGACGGUGUGCUGCAAAAAUUCCAAGAACUGACCGACUACCCUGUUCCUGCAGAGUGGAAACUCCCUAUCAGAGUGGUCGAUGCCCAGCCGGUGAUAACUGCCGCCAAAGAAAGAGGCGACCUCCCUGCUGUGAUUCAUGAAGUUACAAAAACAUUGUCUGACAUCAACAACAGCGUGUUCUUGUACGGCUGGAUCACAGGAUUGACGACGAUUUCAAGCAAUCGCACCAUCGAUAAACAGAUCGAGGCAACGGUCGAAAGCAACAGGCAAGACGACGAUGAUUUGAAAGGUCCAGAUGUCUGGAUUUGCGACACAGCGCGAAGUUUGGUGGGAAAAGAUAGAGAUAGAAAAACCUAG
This is a messenger RNA of Penicillium olsonii, 1632 nucleotides long. The record is from the annotation of a GenBank genome assembly. Lineage: Eukaryota; Fungi; Ascomycota; Eurotiomycetes; Eurotiales; Aspergillaceae.